AUGACGCCCAGCGUUAUUGCUGUCGAGCAGUCGACUGGAGAUGAUGCUGUCAGCUGUCAAACGACAAGCAUACACCAGCUUUGGGCAGAAAGCAUGCAAUCCACCAUAGAUGAACUGCCGAAUGAAAUCCAAGAUUUCCAGUUCUCUCCCUAUCGAGAUACUGCUGUUCUUGAGAAUACGUUUGAGGCGUGGGAAGUGCAGCGAGGGGCUACCAAGAUCUGCCUGGGCAUUCGAGCGUCCGGCAGAAUUCUCGGGCAGUGGACAGCGGUACCCAGAUCAGAGAUCCGUCGAUACUCCCUCGGAAAGGUGUACCUGUUAAACCAGAUCACUCAGUCUGGAUCGGAAGUCCAUCUCGUCGAAGCCAAUGAACCCUCUGCUUACGUCGACGCGGGUGCCCAUCUAUUGCAGCAGUCAAUGGUGCUUGUCUGGUGGACCUACGAGACCGGGAACUAUGCGGAUGUCAACGUGGUGACCUCUUGA
Pseudocercospora fijiensis CIRAD86 is the source of this 480-nucleotide messenger RNA. RefSeq lists its product as uncharacterized. Bases 1 to 480 code for a protein of 159 amino acids. The record is from RefSeq and is a predicted model, not a curated record. Lineage: Eukaryota; Fungi; Ascomycota; Dothideomycetes; Mycosphaerellales; Mycosphaerellaceae. The transcript has a single exon.